Molecule: messenger RNA, 1491 nt
Organism: Mesocricetus auratus (golden hamster)
Lineage: Eukaryota; Metazoa; Chordata; Mammalia; Rodentia; Cricetidae
Product: 2'-5'-oligoadenylate synthase 1A
Exons: 7
Coding region: 77-1180 (367 amino acids)
Biological process (GO): defense response to virus; regulation of ribonuclease activity; negative regulation of viral genome replication
Cellular component (GO): nucleoplasm; membrane; cytosol
Molecular function (GO): double-stranded RNA binding; 2'-5'-oligoadenylate synthetase activity
Source: RefSeq, a predicted model, not a curated record
CCCUUUUGCCUGAGCUCAGCCAGCCUGGGAGUCACAGGCGCUUCGGGCUGCAGAGGAAAAGCCUCUUGGCCCAAGGAUGGAGCUGGAACUCAACUGUACCCAGGCCUCAGAGUUGGACAAGUUCAUAGAGGUCCACCUCCUUCCCAACACCACCUUCCAUAAUGAGGUCAGAGCCGUCAUCGAUGCCGUGUGCACUUUCCUGAAGGAGAGAUGCUUCCGAGGCGCCGACCACCCUGUGAGGGUCUCCAAGGUGGUGAAGGGCAGCUCCUCUGGCAAAGGGAAAAUGCUCUUGGGCAAGUGGGAAGCCGACCUGGUGGUGUUCCUUAACAAUCUCACCAGCUUUGAGGAUCAGUUAAAGCGACGGGGAGAGUUCAUCCAGGAAAUCAAGAAACAGCUGUGUGAGUUGCAGCAAGAGAAAAAGUUUCAACUGAAGCUUGAGGUUCAGGGUUCAAAGCAACCCAAUGCCCAGGGGCUCGUCUUCAAGCUGAGCUCCCCUCAGCAUCAGCAGGAGGUGGAGUUUGAUGUGCUGCCAGCCUACGAUGUCCUGGGUGAUGUCAGCACAGACAAGAAACCUGACCCCUACAUCUAUGAAAAUCUCAUCAGGAAGUGCAUCAUCCUGGGGCUGGAGGGCGAGUUCUCCACCUGCUUCACAGAGCUCCAGGGAAACUUCCUGAAGGAUCAUCCACCAAGGCUGAAGAAUCUCAUCUACCUAGUCAAGCACUGGUACCAACUGUGUAAGGAGAAACUGAGGGAGCCGCUGCCCCCACUGUAUGCCCUGGAGCUGCUCACAGUCUACGCCUGGGAACAUGGGAGUAGAGUCUCUGAGUUCAACACAGCGGAGGGCUUCAGGGCAGUCUUGGAACUGGUCACCAAGUACAGGCAACUUCAAAUCUACUGGACAGUGUAUUAUGAUUUUCAAGACUUGGUGGUCUUCACUCACCUGCUCAGACAGCUUGGAAAAGACAGGCCUGUGAUCCUGGACCCAGCUGACCCAACAAGGAACGUGGCUGGCGGGAACCCACUGGGCUGGUGGCUGCUGGCAGAAGAAGCUGUGACCUGGUUGGAGUACCCGUGUGUUAGGAAUUGUGAAACAUUCCCAGUGUUCUCCUGGGAUGUGCCGACCGAAGAUCCUCUGCCAAGCCAAGAGGUGGACGAGAACGGAGCUUGCGUCCUUCUGUGAGCACAGCAGCACCUGCCCAGGAGGCUCCAGAGUCAGGGAUGUGCUCCUCUGUGCAGGACUUCACCAGAGAGCAGGAUGCUGCCCAAGGCCCCAGGCAGGGUUGGACUCCAGGCUCCUGACCCUGCCUGCCCACCCUAGUCCUGUCCCAUCACAGUCUACCCGCUUCAUCCAACUUAUCCUUGACAUCGUUCUCUGGGUGAGAAGAGAUUCAGAAGGGAGGGGAGAACUCAAGCUUGACUUCCGUCUGUGUAUCUGUUGGAGGGUUCUGGCCAAUGUCUAAUUCAAUAACAAUUAAACCACAUCUGAUGCGA